AGCAUCACCGUGCCAGGCUGCUGCUGUGCUGCCACCACCACCAGCAGCAACCGCCCGGCCGAGCUGCGACCCUGCGAGGGGUUUAGGUUCUGGUGCGGCGGGAUCCAGGGCUUGGAUGGCGGCGGCGACGGAGGAUCCGCGGCUCCUGGGAUCCGCCGCUGGGGUGGAAGGCGCGGGAAAGAUCGACGACGCGGUGGGGGAGCAAGGGCGGCCGCGAGGCGACAACGACGAGGAGAUCCUGCGAUUCAUGGACUCGGUGGACGGCUACCUCGUCCUCAUGGACUCCCUCUCCGCCGCUCUUCGUCAGGGGUGGCUCGAUAUGGCAAGUGCUCGCCAUUCUAUGGGCCCAUCACGUGUUUCAAGUACACUGUUUGAUCAUAAAGAACAGUCUGCUGCCACUAAGCUGCAAGUUGCUGAUCAUGCUGGCCUGAAACCAUCAGAGUCGAAACCACACUUUGCCCUAUCAAAGUGGUCUUUGCAAGAAGAAUGUAACUCCACCUACGAUGUCAGUGAGCAAGCUAGUACUGAACCAAAGUUGAGGCAUCGUGGAUCAGCUACUACCCCAGAAGAUGGAAACCAUGAAAGGGAUGCAACCACAGCAGAUUCAUCUGCUGGUGCUGACACUAGCAGUCAUGUAAAUGUUCAAAGAGCGAGAUCAAAAGCAUUAUCAGUCUUUGGAGCAUUGGUGUCUCCAAAACUACGAACAGCCCAAAUUUCAUUUGAAACAGCGCUUGAAUUGAUUGUAGAGUUGGCAAAUUCAAGGUCGAAUAUGCUAGCAAGUUUCUCCCAGUUAAAAGAGUAAAGCUUGGCUUUUGAUUUGAGGUUUUGUACACUGGACAUCAAUAAUCAUGGGAUUGGAGCAACUGUAAAUUCAAAGUCUGGAAUCCAGUAUAUUUUCAAGGAAGCAUGAAUAUUUGUUGUGUAGCUCAUUAGCUGUAACCUAAGACAAACAUUGUGGCCUGGGCGUCCAUAGCCUCCCACUCCCAGCAUAGAAGAACGAGCUGAAGGAUGAGGUGACAAGAAGAGUAUUAAAUUUCCUGAAACUAUUGGCUCACACACAGAAAAUUCUGUUGCUUGGACUUGGACAAACAAAGGGCCAAGAACUGUGAUGUUUAUCCUAACAUUCGGGCUUAACCAAA
Messenger RNA from Panicum hallii, 1139 nucleotides. Its product is annotated as coiled-coil domain-containing protein 115. NCBI's taxonomy places the organism in Eukaryota, Viridiplantae, Streptophyta, Magnoliopsida, Poales, Poaceae. Bases 116 to 802 code for a protein of 228 amino acids. Gene Ontology annotation, biological process: vacuolar proton-transporting V-type ATPase complex assembly. The record is from RefSeq and is a predicted model, not a curated record. Gene Ontology annotation, cellular component: extrinsic component of endoplasmic reticulum membrane. The transcript is spliced from 6 exons.